Messenger RNA from Peronospora matthiolae, 270 nucleotides. The record is from the annotation of a GenBank genome assembly. NCBI's taxonomy places the organism in Eukaryota, Oomycota, Peronosporomycetes, Peronosporales, Peronosporaceae.
AUGGCGGCACAAAAGUCAGAGAUCGACUGCCUCGGCUGUCGUCUUACUGGGUCUGUCACACUGCUCGGCGUCGGAGGCUACUUUCUCAACGAGCGGAUGAAGGUGCCGCGACACGAUCUGAGACAACGGCGAUGGUUACUCGCUUGUGCCGGCGCAUUUGCCGCAGCGGGAGUUUGGCGAGCAACGAGCCAUUUGUUCGAGACCCCUCAAGGCUUGGGUGAUGGUGAUGAUGACUCCUCUUCGGAAAGCCAUGGUCCAUAUACGCCUUGA